Molecule: messenger RNA, 2086 nt
Organism: Tachyglossus aculeatus (Australian echidna)
Lineage: Eukaryota; Metazoa; Chordata; Mammalia; Monotremata; Tachyglossidae
Gene: MYC
Product: MYC proto-oncogene, bHLH transcription factor
Exons: 3
Coding region: 330-1643 (437 amino acids)
Biological process (GO): regulation of transcription by RNA polymerase II; positive regulation of cell population proliferation
Molecular function (GO): RNA polymerase II cis-regulatory region sequence-specific DNA binding; protein dimerization activity; DNA-binding transcription factor activity, RNA polymerase II-specific
Source: RefSeq, a predicted model, not a curated record
CUGCAACUUGGCCCAGCCUGAGAGACAGAGACACCCAGAGAAAGGGGGGGGUCCUGUCUCUUCUUCACCUCCACCCCCCCCUCCACCCCCACCCCCUUCCUCCUCCUCCUCCUCCUCCUCUGCAAGAAGAAACUUUCUAUCGCAUCGGGACCAAGGCUUUUUCCAUUGGAACUUACAAAACGGGACCGGCCGGGCUGCCGGAGGCUCAGACAGCAGAGGGCUGACUCCUGCCCUCCUGGGAUACACUUUUUCCCCCCCCUUUUUUUUAAAAAAAGGCGUGUUCAAUAUCCAGCCCUUUCCCUCGGAUCGCGGCAUUCCCGACCGCCAAGAUGCCGCUCGGCUUCAGCAGCAAAAACUACGAUUACGAUUACGACUCGGUGCAGCCCUACUUCUACUUCGAGGAGGAGGAGAACUUCUACCACCACCAGCAGCAGAGCGAGCUGCAGCCCCCGGCGCCCAGCGAGGAUAUCUGGAAGAAAUUCGAGCUGCUGCCCACUCCGCCCCUGUCCCCCAGCCGCCGGUCCAGCCUGUCCUCGGGGGGCUCCGGCCUCCCCUCCACCGCCGACCAGCUGGAGAUGGUCACCGAGCUGCUCGGGGGGGACAUGGUCAACCAGAGCUUCAUCUGCGACCCGGACGAGGCCUUCGUCAAGUCCAUCAUCAUCCAGGACUGCAUGUGGAGCGGCUUCUCCGCCGCCGCCAAACUGGUCUCUGAGAAACUGGCUUCCUACCAGGCGGCCCGCAAGGAAGGGGGGCGGCCCGGGGCGGCCCCGGCCCCCAGCCUCGGCUCCAGCUACCUGCAGGACCUCAGCACCGCGGCCUCCGAGUGCAUCGACCCCUCGGUGGUCUUUCCCUACCCUCUGCACGACGGAGGGUCGCCCAAGUCCUGCGCCUCGCCCGCCUCGCCCUCCUCCUUCUGCGGUGCCAGCGCCCAGGCCCCCUCCUCCUUGACCUCUCUGACCUCUCUGUCCUCCUGCUCCUCCUCCUCCUGCUCCAUGUCCUCCUCGCCCGGGGCUAGUCCCCAACCCCUGGCCCUGCUGGAGGACACGCCACCCACCACCAGCAGCAGCAGCAGCAGUAGCAGCAGCAGCGAUUCCGAAGAAGAGCAGGAGGAUGAGGAAGAAAUUGACGUGGUCACCGUGGAAAAGAGGCAGCCUUCCGCCAGGAGAUCCGAGGCGGGGUCUCACAGCAAGCCCCCCCACAGUCCCCUGGUCCUUAAGCGUUGUCACGUUUCCACGCACCAACACAACUACGCCGCGCCCCCUUCAUCCAAGAACGACUAUCCCGCCGCCAAAAGGAUUAAGUUGGACAGUGGCAGAGUUCUGAAACAGAUCAGCAAUAACAGGAAAUGCGUGAGUCCCAGGUCCUCCGACACAGAAGAAAACGACAAGAGGCGGACGCACAACGUCUUGGAGCGCCAGCGGAGGAAUGAGCUCAAGUUGAGCUUCUUUGCCUUGCGUGACCAGAUACCCGAACUGGUCAACAAUGAAAAGGCCCCCAAAGUCGUCAUCCUGAAAAAAGCCACUGCCUAUAUCCAGUCUGUCCAAGCAGAGGAGCACAAACUGAUUGCGGAGAAAGAACAGUUGAGGAGGCGGCGAGAACAGUUGAAACACAAACUUGAACAGCUAAGGAACUUUUGCGCGUAAGCGGGAAGGGGGGAAAAGAAAACGGUCAGGAGUCUCUGACUCUGAACUCUUCCAUCAAAAUCCGUGAGAAGUCAGAAAGGGACUGGAAAUCAACUAGAGAACUGCUGUAAUGGCAUCCUUCUCAAAUGCAACUACACAACCUGGCCGGAACCUGAACUGAAGGGUUUUAGCCAUAAUCAAAACUGCCUCAUGAUCAGUGCGUUGGGCAUAAGGGAAUAGGGACACUUUUUUUUUAUGCUUGGCCAACUAUUCUUUUAACAUUUGUAUUUAAGACUUUCUUAAAAAAAGUACUAUGGUUUACCAGAUAUUUCCUUGUAAAUAUAUCUUCUAUGUAAAUAUCUUUAAUAAAAUACAUUUAUAGAAAAAUGUUACACUUGUUUUUCAACCUGUACCUAUGUGCCAUAAUUGUUUUUUAUUUAAAUUUUCUUUUUCAAGUUGAUUUU